This is a messenger RNA of Osmia bicornis bicornis, 2480 nucleotides long. It is a transcript of the gene Nup50, whose product is annotated as nuclear pore complex protein Nup50. Gene Ontology annotation, cellular component: nuclear pore. NCBI's taxonomy places the organism in Eukaryota, Metazoa, Arthropoda, Insecta, Hymenoptera, Megachilidae. The transcript is spliced from 5 exons. Gene Ontology annotation, biological process: protein import into nucleus. The coding region runs from base 157 to 1725 and encodes 522 amino acids. The record is from RefSeq and is a predicted model, not a curated record.
UGCGCGUGCGCAAACUUCGGAAAAUUGUGUGCUAGUGUUCAACUUUAUGCAAAUUCUUAUGUACUGUAAUCGCAUAUAUCGUUGUAAAUGUGUCGAAUUAAUCUUACUUAACUUAUAUAUGGUUUCAAACUCAAUACGUGGCUGAUUUAGAAAAGUAUGUUUACAAAAAUGGCUGGCAAGAGGUCUGCAUCUACAGAAUUAAAUCACGAUAAUUGGGAUAAAGGAGAAUGUCCAGAAGAGGCAGGAACAUUUAAAAAAGCAGCUGAUGAUGUUCUUGAAAAAAGAGUUGUAAAAAGAGCUAAACGCCGUUUACAAUCUGGAGAAGAUGGUACCAGAAGCGCAUUUGGUACAUUUACAGGUUUUAAAACAUCACCUACAUCUAAUGCUUCAUUAUUCACUUUCUUAGCCAGUAGUAAUACUAAUACUAAUGAUGCAUCUUCAAAAACAAACACAAAUAUCAGUAAACCUACAAAUAAUGAAGCUCCUAAAAGCAGUGAAAAUGGAACAAAUAAAAAGGAAAGCUCAGAAAUACAAACAUCCUCGAGCACAUCUAUAAGUAAAAAAAGUAUUUCUGACCAAGAAGAUCAAAAUAAAGUUAAAAAGUCCUCUGAGUAUUUUGCUAAGUUAAAGGGAUUAAAUGAAAGUGUGGCACAGUGGAUUAAAACACAUGUUGAUGCAAAUCCUUUUUGCAUUUUAACACCUAUUUUUAAGGAUUAUGAAAGAUAUCUUAAAGAAAUUGAAUCUAAACAUGCAACUGAAGUGGAAAAAACAUUCCAUACAUCAGAACAAGCGCAGCCUGUCCAUACUAAUGAUAGUAAGGAUGCUGCAAAUACUGAAAAGAAACUAGAUAGUACCGCGUUCAGUGGAGCAAAUACAAAAUCUCCUGUGAGCACGACAGAAUGGAAAUCUGAAAAAUCAAUUUUUGGCAAUAUUAAUACAGGUUCAAAGUCUAUAUUUGGUAAAUCAGAACAUAUUAUAGAUAGCAAUAAAUCGAUGUUUAGUAGUACAGACCAAACUUCAGAUACACCUAAAUCUGUAUUUGGUAACAUUGAUCAGAAAGCUGCCACUAAAAGUAUAUUUGGAAAUAUGAAUUAUGAAAAGAAUCCAUUUUUGAGUAAAUCCUCAACAUUACCAGAUAAUAAAUCAGAUGAACAGGAGUCAAAAACAGACGCAAAAUCUACCACUACCAGCACAUUUUCUACAACAAAUACUAAUACGUUUUGUUUUGGUCAAAGUUCCACUACCACUAAUACAUCAACUGGUUUCAGUUUCGGAAGCGCUAAGCCCUUUACAUUUGGAGCUCAAGCUGUAAAGCCACAAGAAUCUGAGGAAAAUGAAGAAAAGGAGGAUGAAGAUGAUGAACCACCAAAAGUAGACUUUAAACCAGUAACAGAAGAAGGUGCCAUAUAUCAACAAAGGUGUAAAGUUUUUGUUAAAAAAGAUGGUAACUUUACUGAGAGAGGUAUCGGUUGUUUGUUUUUAAAGCCGACACCAAAUGAUAAAACACAGCUAUUAGUUCGCGCCGAAACGGCGUUGGGAAAUUUAUUGCUCAAUACUUUAUUAACCGAAAGUAUUCCAACAAAACGUAUGAGCAAAAAUACAAUAAUGUUAGUUUGUUUACCAUUACCAGAAUCAACACCACCCCCCGUACCCGUCUUGUUAAGAGUAAAAACAAAUGAAGACGCUGAUGCAUUAUUCGAAGCACUUAAUAAACAUAAAAAAUAAAGAAAAAAGUAAGAAUGAUAAUUGAUGAAAUAACAUAAUGCGGAAAACAACGUAAUGAAAUCGAGUUGAACAGUGACUGACGAUUUUUUUUAAAUCACAUAAUUUUGUUGUUACUCACAUUGGUUAUAAUAUUUUUAUCCUGAAUAUUUAAUAUUAAAAUAACAUGUAAAAUAGAGGUAAAUGAAGUUGAAUACUUUCUAUUUUUCAUUGCUUAAAGGGAUGUUAUGACAUCAUUACGAUUAGUAAUGUUAAUAUACGAAUGUCUAAUUAAUAAAUAAACACGAAUAAAAUUUAGAAUAAUUCAGAUACAUUAUUUGGAAAAUCUAUUGAAAGUACUUGAAAAAUGACAAGUAUAUGUAUAAUCACUUAAUUGUAUAUACUAGCUUGAAAUUUUUUUAUUAUUGCAUCUGGUAAACAUAAGAGUCAUAACAUCAAAUUUAAUUCUAAGAAAUUACGUUAUAUUUAGAAUUUAUAUUUUGUUUUUUAAAAUUACAUGGUUUUCUGGAAGCGUAUUUUCGCUCAAUAAACGUUUCGUUAUCAAAUGUUAUUAGCAUCCAAAUUACGAAAAUUAAUUGGUGUAAACAGAAUGUAAGGAAACAUAAUUAUUGUAAUUUACAUUCCUGUAGUUUUAAAACACUCAUAUCCUAAAUUUAUAUGAAAUUUUGGCGAUACAAAAAAAGCAAAUUCUUUAACACAAUUGUUACAAAUGCUUGAAAGCCACUUCCGACAAACAAUAAAAAUUAAAAAUCACUUUA